CACACACAUAUGUGCACACACAGAGACACACAUGGGCACACACAGAGACACACAAUGCACACAUACUUACACACACAGACACACACAUGUGCACUCACACACAGAGACACACACAUGCACACAGGCACGCAUGCACGAAUCGGUCAUCUUUGAAAAGAAUUUCUAGUUUACUCGAUAAUAAAAGUGGUAUUUUCCUACUUAACAUUUCCAGAGAGGUAUGUAACCAAAUUAUUAGAGUUAUUUAUAGUUUUGCUACCAAAAUUAACCGCUGCUACCCCUUUGUAAGUUCCUCUUCACUUUUCUUUCUACAUUAUAAGUGUUAAAAGAUUUUAAACUAUCUUAUCUGUCCUUUAAGAGUUUCCCACAUGUAUACAGUGUAUUUCGAUCUAUCUUAUCUGUCCUUUAAGAGUUUCCCACAUGUAUGCAGUGUAUUUUCAUCUAACAAUUUCUAGCUCUUCCCUCCAGCUCAUUCUGGACUUGGACCUUACCAGUGUGUCCUCUCCUCCCCCAACUUCAUGUCUCCUUUCAAAAUCUGUUUAGAAAAAAAUUCAUUGAUUCCAGCUAGUGCUGCCGGUAGGCACACAGGUAUAGGGCAUCCACUGGCUACUGUAUAUGUCAGAAAAUUCAUUGUUAAUGUUUCCACCAGGGAGACAGUAUAACAAGAAGGGAAAUCUUGUUUAUUUUUUCACCAGUAUUAUCUUUUGUACACUUUGCAUUCUUAAUAGAUAUUUUCUACAUAGAGCAUACACAUUCCAUAAAAUAACCUCAUAGAGUUAGUGCUAAGAGCUGCUUUCAUACAGCACUAAGACUAUCAUAUUACUACAGAUUUUAUAUUAUAUAACAUAGUGUGUGCACACAUAAGAGCUAGGAAAACGAAAGGUUAGAUGAGCAUAGAAUUUUUCAGUUUUUAUUUCUUUUCUUAACAACAAUGGAUACAGAGGGAGGGAGGAACAGAUUGCACAGUGUUAAAACUAAAGGAAAACAAAGGAAAGACAAAAAUAGUGCGCAGGUACGCUAACCUGUGAGCACUGAGAGUGGCAUCCCAGAUGCGUGAACCUAUUUGGAUCUUUACUGAGCAGUUACUAUGCACUGCACGCUCUGGGGCUAAAAGCAGGGAACAAUCCUCAAUCUUCAUCCUAAGGGGAUGGGCUCUCCACUGAAGCUCACAGGCGGUAAAAGUUGGGACCCUGGGGUUGGGAAACAAGAGACCAGUGCAGAGCCCUGAGCAGAGCUUGCUCAAGUUGGGCGGCAGUCGCAUAUGGAUAAUGCUUGCGUUCCUUGCUAAAUCCCAGCUUUCUGAGUUCCAGAUCAGGUAGCCUGACAGCACCUUGGGGUUAUCUCUGUAACAAGCUCAAGUAAAACUCCCCGGUUUGGGGGCUGGGGAUUUAGCUCAGUGGUAGAGCGCUUACCUAGGAAGCGCAAGGCCCUGGGUUCGAUCCCCAGCUCCGAAAAAAAGAACCAAAAAAAAAAAAAAAAAAAAAAAAAAACUCCCGGGUUUGUCACAGUUAUGGUUCAUCGUAUGCUAAUCUGGACAAACAUUUAUCCCAUGUCUCCCCUGUAACAGCCAUAUCUAAUGUUAUCUGUCUCUCGUCCCUAGGUCAUAUAUUACCAUCACCCCUGUCCUUACCUAGCCCCUGUCCUAACAGCCGCAGGCCUAACAUUGAUAUCUUUUUCAUCUGCUCUCCACAGUGUAAAUAAAAUAAUUCGGCUGGUUCCCUUAUCCUAACCCUUUCUCUUCCUGAACCUGCUUUUUCCAGUUGUAAUAGCUUUCUGAUAGUUUCCAGAAUAUUCUGAUUUUUCAAAAUGUGUGUGUGUGUGUGUGUGUGUGUGUGUGUGUGUGUGUGUGUGUGUGUGUGUGUACUUUAUCUGCUGAUCUUUCCAUCCUCCUCCUGGUCUGUUUUUUGGAAGCUUUCCUCUUUAGCUUUUCUUUCAAAGGGCAAACUGAGCACGACAAGCCCAGUCACUUUCUGCUAGCCGAAAGUCGGCUGCCGUGGGCUUUAACGAUACCUGUGGUGUCCCUUUGCUUUUGCUGAACUCAGCUAGAAGCACAUCGAGAAGGUCCCACCCAAACCCCAGGCUGGGUGGUGCACAGUGUGUGCACAGACUCAUGCCCAGCAGGUUACGCUGUUCCUUUGUCUGCCCAUUCAGCUGUUUAGAAGCUGUUUGCUUCUCUGUCUCUCUUGUACCCUAACAAAGAGGUGAAUUCAACCAAAUGCAGUCGUCUCCGCCUGAGACCUAUUAAUUAUUCCACAUGAUUGGCGCCUACUUGUCCCACAACGCACAUACUGUGCUGCUCUGUUUAAGGGAAGUUGCCUGUGCCAACUCGUUAUUGCUUUACCUAGGCUCUUGGCAGUCUUUUCUUUUUUUUUCUUUCUUUCUAAAAUAACAUUGGUAAGAGUUCAAAGGGAGUCACACGUAAACCAUGGUGUAACCUUCUGAACCAGCCUGAGAGCCCUGCAGACACAUUAUGGUCACACAAUGACAGAGCAGGCUGGCGUUAUGAGCGAGGCCACAGAGGACAGCAGAGAGUUUGAAAUGAUAGAUCUCGAUCAGUCUGUCUGUCUGUCUGUCUCACACACACAGGCACAAGGAUCUCUGUCUGUCUGUCACACGUAUAAACAUACAGGCAGGAGGAUUUUAGAUCUGUCUGUCUCACACACACAGGCACAAGGAUCUCUGUCUGUCUGUCUGUCUCUCUCUCACACACACACAUGCACACACUCACACACACACGCACACCCAAGGGCUGCAUGCUUCACCCAUCUGUCUCGAUUAACCCCUCUGAAUGUCCCCCCCCCCAUUCCUGUCUGUACCUUUGUCACCUGUUCUUAAUCUGCUGUCACAAUGAUGUCACCCCUUGAUUUUUUUCUGGGUUCUCUUGCUUCUCGGGGUCGGCAAAACUCCUCAGUUUGGUGACCUGGCCCAAGACCUUAAACCUCCAUCCAACCCCUGAGCAUUGUUACUAGAAUUCUUUCGGAUUUAAAGCUAAGCACUUCUCAGAUGACUUUGCUUUUUUUGAGGGGGGGAGAGCUAUGUACUUCCAACCAUCUAGAAGUAUUGAGAACGUUCAUAGUCCUAGCUGUCUUAAGAGAUCCCAAGUUCAGUUCCCAGCUUCUGUAUCAGGCAACUUAAAACUGCCCGUACCCAGCUCUAGACAUCUCUGGCCUACUUAGAUGCGUGCACACUUGUGCACGUACCCACAUAGGCACACACGUAUGCAGCCAGUUAAAAUUCAGUCUUUUAAAUCAACAAGCAAGCAGGUUAGAAUGUGUCCAUGCGGACACUCACACCUCACACCAGACAGAUGCUUCCCCUCAGCCUGCCUUCUCUCUCCACCUCAGGCAUUAGACUCACACUAUCCUGAGUACGCAUUUCCCAAGCUCAGUUUUGUUUGGUUUUUCUUUACCACUCUGUUUCUUCUACUAAUAAAAUUGCCUUAACAGGGCACUCCCUAAAUUAUCAGAAGCAAAUUCCUCCUGAGUUCUUUCUAUCCGGUACGUAAUCUCCCUUGGCAUUAGGUUUCCAUGUGACUUUCUGUGCCAUUGUGAUGAAAUGCGUGGCAGAAGCAGUUUGGGGACGGGGCUUGCCCCAAUUCACUAUUUGAGGAUACAGCCUACCUCAGUGGGGGAGUCAGGGAAGCAAGAGUUUCUUGUUGCAGCUCAUUACAUCACACCUCACGGUCAAGAGAAAAACGGAAAUGGACUCAAGGACUCAGGUCCCCUCCCCAUCCCGGGUCAGUGCGGGGACCUGUUCCACAGGAUGGUGCCGCCCACAUUCAAGGUGGAUCUUCCCACUUGAAUGGACUUCAUUUAGAAAAGCUUAGAAGUUUGUUUCCAUGGUGAUUCGAAAUCUCAUUAAGUUGACAAGAUUAACCGUCACAUGGGCUGUGGAGUUGGCCCAGCAAUUAAAGAGCUUGCCACACAAACAACAGGACAGGGGGUCAGAUACCCGGGAUUAGUGGGCGUGGCAGCCCGCCUUGAGUUCAGCCUCAGAAGGCGGUUCUGGGUUGGAUGGAGGAACUCUGCCCGCGUAAGCUCCUGUCACACAUCGAGAAGCUUCGAAGCUCAAUGAUGAAAGAUUUAAGCGCAGAUAACGUUUUCUACAAGAGGCGGGUAGAAGAGUUAGGCCAGAAACUGCAGGAGCAGAACGAGGUGAUCAUCACUCAGAAGCAGCAGAUUAGAGAAUUUGCCAGCAAACCGUACCACAGUGUCAACGAGAUGAAAGGGACUCCUUUAACCCGACAAACGCUGGAACCUAAAUCAGCUGCACUGACCACACCCAUGAAUGCCUCAGCCACGCAGAAUCUGGAUGGUACAUCCAACCUGACCAUGGUACAUGAGCAAGUGUUCUCUUCACACAUACUGGAACCAAUAGCAGAACUUUCUUCAGAGGAGGAAAAAGGGCGAGAAAAUGAGCAGAAAACAAAUAAAAAGACGCAUGUAAGGAAAACGCCAAAUACCAACCCGACCCCUAAGGAGCUGAGGACCAACCUGGAGAAGGAGCUGGGGAAUAAACUGAGAAGCUUCGGGAUCAGCGAGAAUAUCCAAGGUAUUCCAUGCGAGAUCUUGAAUAGAUCGCUUAAAGCCAUGCAAGUAGCCAGACACGACCUAGCAAAACAGGUGCCCGACAUUCAGCAAAUUCGAGAAAACCUGGAGCAUCAGCUGAUCUGUAAAAUGGGAGAGAGAGCAUCACACUCUUCAGAUAGGCGCCAUGCCCCUCCCAUGGCCUCCUUUCCACCCGAAGAAGUACCCAAAGCAACCCAGCUUCCCCCCAGAAGCAGACCGUUGGUCAGGCAGAAAACUAUGUUCACUGAUAAAGCGUCCGCCCCAAAACUCAAGAAAAAUACCAAAGAAAGUCAUUUUCUCAGAAGGUUUCCAGCUACCAAGACGCCUCCCUUCAGCUCAGAAGAGGAGCCGGAAGAAGAGGGCUUUAUGCGGGCACACCGCUCCCCAGACGUACUCCCCACACAGCCACCUAAGAACAAGAGGAGUAACUUUGGAAGGAGAGCUGUCAGAAGUGACACGGACUGGACGGAGGGAAGUGAAAUGGAUGACUCGGACUUCUCUCCUAAGCUGACAGGAACCUCCAUUAAGAUUCAGACUGAGAAAGUUGAGAGCAUGCCUUUUCCCCAAGGCAACAGGAAUAAACCAGUUCCUGGGACGAACUCUGCUGACGCGGCUAUCAAAAAGGAAGAGUUUCGAGAGCUAAAGUGCACAGAUGCUGAUGACGAGGACUGGGAUGUAUCAUCCUUAGAGGAAGAAAAAUCUCUGGGCAGUAAAGGGAAGAGGGAGCCCCCACCCUCAAAGCGGGAUCUCAGCUGCAGCCAGGUGCAGAGGGCCUGGGGCCCCGUGAACCCUCGGGAAUUCAAGGAAGAAGGACUUCAAGAAAAGGAAUCAAGCACACGCAAGAGCAGCUUAGUCACUGUGGCUGACUGGAGUGAUGCUUUGGAUGUCUAACCACAAUCUCCCACAUCAGAGGACUGUCCAGAAGCCAGCAUCAUUGCAACCAACAGCCCAUAGGAUCCCAAUGUUCCUUAGUGUUUCCCACCAUAGCAAGGAAGCCCAUUCAAAACAAGGGUGUCCCUGAUGGCAGUAUCAAGAACAAACUGUCAAGCUAUCCACUGUGUAAAAAACAACGUAUCCUUUAAGUCAUAAAAACUCUUUUCUUCAGUACAGUA
Messenger RNA from Rattus norvegicus (Norway rat), 5677 nucleotides. The record is from RefSeq and is a predicted model, not a curated record. Lineage: Eukaryota; Metazoa; Chordata; Mammalia; Rodentia; Muridae.